Lactuca saligna is the source of this 501-nucleotide messenger RNA. The record is from the annotation of a GenBank genome assembly. NCBI's taxonomy places the organism in Eukaryota, Viridiplantae, Streptophyta, Magnoliopsida, Asterales, Asteraceae.
AUGUUGCUCCUUCUACAGAUGAUUUGCAUAUUAAUGAAAGGAUGCAAAAAUGGAUUGCAAAUCCCUACAUUUUUGAAGCCUCUGACUCUAAAGAAGAUCACGAUAAGGAUGACAGUGAAGAAGCAAAAAGACAUUGAUAUUGAUGAAGAUGAACUCGCCACUGAUAAAGGAGAAGACCUUACUCAAGGAAUGAACUCUCCUCCAAGGACGAACAAGCACAUUCGAUUCUUAUCCACUUCUUCAUCCAAUUUCUCUUCAGAUGAUGCUGUACAACAGGAUGUGGCUAAUAUAAAAAGAUUUGUGGCCUUUGGUGACGAUGAUUCUGAUGAAAUGGUUAUUGGAGAUACUCCCCGAAAAUCACUAUGUGAUUAUCCUCCUCCAUGUCCACCUCCAUCAUCAAAUCUACCUCCACAUCCUCCACCAUCACAUUCCCCACAUCGCACUCCUUAUGGUUCUCCUCCCCAUUUUGAUGCCUCCAAAAGGGGGAGAAUAAUAAAGUGA